This is a messenger RNA of Racocetra persica, 853 nucleotides long. The record is from the annotation of a GenBank genome assembly. NCBI's taxonomy places the organism in Eukaryota, Fungi, Glomeromycota, Glomeromycetes, Diversisporales, Gigasporaceae.
UGACCUUAAGAAUCAUUUUCAUGAAGUUCAAAAUCUUAGAAGGGAUUUGGGAUCAAUGCGACAGAUCUAUAACGAAUUUCAGGGUGAAACAAAAAAAUUGUUCGAAUCUUUGUCUACUCAAACCGAGUCUGUUAAACAAGUUGCUUUGAAGAAUGUUGGGUCUUCACGUUCAUUCAUUGAUAGUGGCAAAGCAAAAUUGGACUCUCGAUCAACGGAUCUACUUGGUAAAGUUGACGAGCUCCAGGACAUUAUAGAUAGGAUGAAAUCAGACGUUGUAAAGAGGGGUGCUAAGCCACCACCCACGGAAAUUCAACAUGUUAAACAAGAAUCAACAGCUGUUGCUAAAGAGCUUUCUGCUUUGCAAGAAUAUGUAAAAACUGUCAAGCCAACAUGGAAGCAAACAUGGAAGCAAGAGUUGCAAAUGAUUGUUGAUGAACAGCAAUUUUUAAAUCAUCAAGAAGAGCUUUUAGAGGAUUUACAAGAAGAUCACAAAAAAUUAACUGAAGUUUUCAAUACUAUUCUUAAAGUAAUUAAGUCCCCUGGUCAAACAAAAGUAUUUGUACCUCCUACAGCGGAAGAAGGUUUUGAAGGUUUAAAAACUGUUCUACAGGAAGUUCGGGGGAUUGCACCUGAUCAUGAGCGGCGAUUAAAAGCUUUACAGGCAGCUGAAAAGCAGCGCGAACGUGAUUUAGCCAAUCGUAUUGACGAAUUUGAGGCUGAAUUAACAGAUUUUGUUGGUCAAAAUAAGUUAAAAAAGACUGGUGGUGCACAAGAGGUAGAAAGACUACGUCAAAAGAAAAAUGAAGAAGCAUUAAAAGAGCUUUACAAGACUGAAAAAAAUGAAUCAUCUUGA